AUGACUGGGUGCAAACCUUCUGAUACUCUUAUUGAAGUCCAUAGCAAACUGGGAGAUUCUGAUGAAGGGGUUCCUGUAAAGAAAGAAAGGUAUCAAUGUCUCAUGAGGAAAUUGAUUUACCUAUCUCGUACUAGACCUGAUAUAUCAUAUGCUAUUAGUUUGGUUAGUCAGUUUAUGCAAGCUCCUUAUGAGAGAUACAUGGAAGCUGUUACUCGAAUUCUGAGGUAUUUGAAGUCUACUCCAGGAAAAGGCUUAAUGUUAAGGAAACAUGAAAAAAGGUGCAUUGAGGCUUACACUGACUCAGAUUGGGUUGGCUCUGUUAUGAAUAGAAAAUCCACUUCAGGGUACUGUACUUUUAUGUGGGGAAAUUUGGUUACCUGGCGGAGUAAGAAACAAGGGGUUGUUGCUAGGAGUAGCGCUGAAGCUGAGUACAAGGCUAUGAGUCUGGGAAUAUGUGAAGAAAUAUGGUUGAAGAAGGUUCUGAUCUUGCUCAGGACAGUUAUGGUCCCAUGA
This is a messenger RNA of Benincasa hispida (wax gourd), 513 nucleotides long. The record is from RefSeq and is a predicted model, not a curated record. NCBI's taxonomy places the organism in Eukaryota, Viridiplantae, Streptophyta, Magnoliopsida, Cucurbitales, Cucurbitaceae.